AUGUAUCUCCUCACCUCACGAGCAACGAGGCUCGUCGUCUCGCUAGUGGCCUGCGUAUUCGUCUCCUCGGCGGUCGUUGCAGCACAGCCUACUAGCAGGAGUAUACAAGCAACAUACUCGGAACUGGUCGUCAGUCUGCCCGAGUGCGAGGCAACAUGCUUCACCGCGGCCGUGGCCAACUCGACCUGCACGACGUCCGAUAUGACAUGCAUAUGCUCCAGCACCAACCAAGCUGCUAUUAUCGACUACAUGAGGGAGUGCGGCAAUCCGAAUUGCACAGUGGAUGAGAGCCUACGAGGGGAACAAUACGUCAAAGUGGCAUGCGGAGCCACGCAACACGAUGAGGCGAGUCACCUGCGGUCCAUCUCUUGGACCCUCUACGCCGUCGCCCUCGCGUGCUUUGGAAGUCGUAUGAUCGCACGAACGUCACGAUUUGGCGGCAUAUUCUGGUAUGAUGAUUGGUUCAUCGUCGCCUCCUUCGCCGUUCUUACUGCUGUGUCCAUUGGCGCCGAGCUCAUGUUUGACUUUGGCAUGGGCCGAGAUAUCUGGCAACUCGACAGCACUCGUGUCACCAUCGUGCUGAUUCUUUUCUACGUCGCCGAAUUCGCCUACGUUAUCGAGAGCGCCCUUACCAAGACGUCGAUUGUGGUUCUAUACCUGCGCAUCUUUCCAUCCAGAGGGUUUCGGGUGGCAUGUCUCUCCAUGCUGGCCUUUAUCGUCUGUUUCGCACUCGCGUUUAUCAUCACGCUCUUGACCUACUGCGUGCCAUUCACCUAUGUCUGGACAAUGUGGGACCACAGGCACAGCGGAACAUGCAUCAACAUGACCGCUCAAACAUAUGUCUGUGCCUCCCUGAACAUCAUCAUGGACGUGACUAUCUUCCUCAUGCCCAUUCCUAAAUUAAUCAAACUCGAAACCGACUGGAAGACCAAGAUCGGCGUCAUCUUCACCUUCCUCCUCGGCCUCUUCGUCACCGUCUGCUCCAUCAUCCGCCUCAAGUACCUCGCCGGCUGGGCCUCCUCGACCAACCAGACCUACGACUACGCGGCCCUGGCCCUCUGGUCCCUCAUCGAGCUCAACGCAGGCGUCAUCUGCGCCUGUCUGCCGGGCAUGGCCUCCCUCUUCCGCCGGAUCAAGAAGUCCCACGACGACAAGAAAAGGAGCCAGUCCUACGGCAAUUCGUACGGCAACAACAGCAGCGCCAGCAAGGGCGGCUCGCGCAUGCUCAACAGCGGACUCAGGACCUACGGCGGGAGCGGCGGCGGCGGCCCGGGCGACAUCAUGAAGACGACGAGCGUGAGCGUGCAGUACAAGCAGAGGGCUGACGAUGAGCUCAGUGACGAGGUGGAGCUGAUGGACCAGGGCGUGCCGGAUGCGCUGAGGAUGAACAGGAUUGACAGGUGA
Molecule: messenger RNA, 1404 nt
Organism: Cryphonectria parasitica EP155
Lineage: Eukaryota; Fungi; Ascomycota; Sordariomycetes; Diaporthales; Cryphonectriaceae
Exons: 6
Coding region: 1-1404 (467 amino acids)
Source: RefSeq, a predicted model, not a curated record